Equus quagga is the source of this 4571-nucleotide messenger RNA. RefSeq names its product ubiquitin specific peptidase 7 (gene USP7). The transcript has 31 exons. Gene Ontology annotation, biological process: protein deubiquitination; regulation of protein stability. The record is from RefSeq and is a predicted model, not a curated record. Lineage: Eukaryota; Metazoa; Chordata; Mammalia; Perissodactyla; Equidae. The coding region runs from base 394 to 3405 and encodes 1003 amino acids. Gene Ontology annotation, cellular component: nucleus; cytosol. Gene Ontology annotation, molecular function: protein binding; cysteine-type deubiquitinase activity; cysteine-type endopeptidase activity.
CUGGAGAUACAGAUGACCCACCAAGAAUUACUCAGAACCCUGUUAUCAACGGGAAUGUGGCCAUGAGUGAUGGACACAACACCACCGAGGAAGACAUGGAGGAUGGGGUGUAACGGGGCAGUUGAAAGAAACCAUCAGUCACGGGCUGCACCACCAGAAGGACUCCUGUUCAGACCUCCUGCCAAAAGUUCAGCCUCCAUGAGAAACUGCAGCCGUAGUUGAGAGUUCUCUCACAGUGCGGUUUACCCCUGGCAGCUGGCUGAGGCAAUAUCUGAGGAAGACACGAGUUGGCGCUCCGAGGCAACCUUUCAGUUCACUGUCGAGCGCUUCAGCAGACUGAGUGAGUCGGUCCUUAGCCCUCCGUGUUUUGUGCGAAAUCUGCCAUGGAAGAUUAUGGUGAUGCCACGCUUUUAUCCAGACAGACCACACCAAAAAAGCGUAGGAUUCUUUCUCCAGUGCAAUGCUGAAUCUGAUUCCACGUCGUGGUCUUGUCACGCACAGGCAGUGCUGAAGAUCAUAAACUACAGGGACGACGAGAAGUCCUUCAGUCGUCGCAUUAGUCACCUGUUCUUCCAUAAAGAGAACGACUGGGGAUUCUCCAAUUUUAUGGCCUGGAGUGAAGUGACUGAUCCUGAGAAAGGAUUUAUAGAUGAUGACAAAGUUACUUUUGAAGUCUUCGUCCAGGCCGAUGCUCCCCAUGGAGUUGCGUGGGACUCGAAGAAGCACACGGGCUAUGUCGGUUUAAAGAAUCAGGGAGCGACUUGUUACAUGAACAGCCUGCUGCAGACUUUAUUUUUCACAAAUCAGCUACGAAAGGCUGUGUACAUGAUGCCGACCGAGGGCGAUGACUCGUCUAAAAGCGUCCCUUUAGCGUUACAGAGGGUCUUCUAUGAGCUGCAGCACAGCGAUAAGCCCGUAGGGACAAAAAAGCUCACCAAGUCCUUCGGGUGGGAAACUUUAGAUAGCUUCAUGCAACAUGAUGUUCAAGAGCUGUGUCGAGUGUUGCUUGAUAAUGUGGAAAAUAAGAUGAAAGGCACGUGUGUAGAAGGCACCAUACCUAAAUUAUUCAGAGGCAAAAUGGUGUCCUAUAUCCAGUGUAAGGAAGUAGACUAUCGGUCUGAUAGAAGAGAAGACUAUUAUGAUAUCCAGCUAAGUAUAAAAGGAAAGAAAAACAUAUUUGAAUCAUUUGUGGAUUACGUGGCAGUAGAACAACUCGAUGGUGACAAUAAGUAUGAUGCUGGCGAGCACGGCUUGCAGGAAGCAGAGAAAGGUGUGAAAUUCCUAACGUUGCCACCAGUGUUACAUCUGCAGCUGAUGAGGUUCAUGUAUGACCCUCAGACGGACCAAAACAUCAAGAUCAACGACAGGUUUGAAUUCCCUGAACAGUUACCGCUCGAUGAAUUUUUGCAAAAAACAGACCCUAAGGACCCUGCCAACUACAUUCUCCACGCGGUCCUGGUUCACAGUGGAGACAACCACGGCGGGCACUACGUGGUGUAUCUCAACCCCAAAGGGGAUGGCAAGUGGUGUAAGUUUGACGACGACGUGGUGUCGAGGUGUACGAAGGAGGAGGCCAUCGAGCACAACUACGGGGGCCACGACGACGACCUGUCCGUGCGGCACUGCACCAAUGCCUACAUGCUGGUGUACAUCAGGGAGUCGCGGCUGAGUGAGGUUUUACAAGCUGUCACCGACCAUGACAUUCCUCAGCAGCUGGUGGAACGAUUACAGGAGGAGAAGAGGAUCGAGGCCCAGAAGCGGAAGGAGCGGCAGGAAGCCCAUCUCUACAUGCAAGUGCAGAUAGUCGCAGAGGACCAGUUCUGUGGCCACCAAGGAAAUGAUAUGUACGAUGAAGAAAAGGUGAAAUACACUGUAUUCAAAGUAUUGAAAAACUCCUCGCUGGCUGAGUUUGUCCAGAACCUCUCGCAGACCAUGGGAUUUCCACAAGAUCAAAUUCGAUUAUGGCCCAUGCAAGCCAGGAGCAAUGGAACCAAACGACCGGCCAUGUUAGAUAACGAGGCAGAUGGCAAUAAAACGAUGAUUGAACUCAGCGAUAAUGAAAACCCCUGGACGAUAUUCCUGGAAACAGUUGACCCGGAGCUGGCCGCCAGCGGAGCCACACUACCCAAGUUUGAUAAAGAUCAUGAUGUGAUGUUGUUUCUGAAGAUGUACGAUCCCAAAACACGGAGCUUGAAUUACUGUGGGCACGUCUAUACACCCAUAUCCUGUAAAAUACGUGACUUGCUCCCGGUUAUGUGUGACAGAGCAGGAUUUCUCCAAGAUACUAGCCUUAUCCUCUAUGAGGAAGUUAAACCGAAUUUAACAGAGAGAAUUCAGGACUAUGACGUGUCUCUUGAUAAAGCCCUCGAUGAACUAAUGGAUGGUGACAUUAUAGUGUUUCAGAAGGAUGACCCCGAAAAUGAUAACAGUGAGUUACCCACCGCAAAAGAGUACUUCAGGGACCUCUACCACCGCGUGGACGUCACCUUCUGUGAUAAAACCAUCCCAAACGACCCUGGAUUCGUGGUCACGCUGUCCAAUAGAAUGAACUAUUUUCAGGUGGCGAAGACCGUCGCACAGAGGCUCAACACCGACCCCAUGUUGCUCCAGUUUUUUAAAUCUCAAGGGUAUAGGGAUGGCCCAGGGAACCCUCUUAGACAUAAUUAUGAAGGUACUUUACGAGAUCUUCUCCAGUUCUUCAAGCCUAGACAACCUAAGAAACUUUACUAUCAGCAGCUUAAGAUGAAAAUCACAGACUUUGAAAACAGGCGGAGUUUCAAGUGUAUAUGGUUAAACAGCCAAUUUAGGGAAGAGGAAAUAACACUAUAUCCAGACAAGCACGGGUGUGUCCGGGACCUGCUAGAAGAAUGUAAAAAGGCUGUAGAGCUCGGAGAGAAGGCGUCAGGGAAACUUAGGCUGCUAGAAAUUGUAAGCUACAAAAUUAUUGGUGUGCACCAAGAAGAUGAACUGUUAGAAUGUUUAUCUCCUGCGACAAGUCGAACGUUUCGAAUAGAGGAAAUACCUCUGGACCAGGUAGACAUAGAUAAGGAGAACGAGAUGCUGGUCACAGUGGCACAUUUCCACAAGGAGGUGUUUGGGACAUUUGGAAUCCCGUUUUUGCUGAGGAUACACCAGGGCGAGCAUUUCCGAGAAGUAAUGAAGCGGAUUCAGAGUCUGCUAGACAUCCAGGAAAAGGAGUUUGAAAAGUUUAAAUUUGCCAUUGUGAUGAUGGGCCGACACCAGUACAUAAAUGAAGAUGAGUAUGAAGUAAACUUGAAAGAUUUCGAGCCUCAGCCUGGAAACAUGUCUCACCCUCGGCCUUGGCUCGGGCUCGACCACUUCAACAAAGCCCCCAAGAGGAGUCGCUACACCUACCUGGAAAAGGCCAUUAAAAUCCAUAACUGACCUCCUGCUGCGGUGUGCAGGGCGAGGCCCAGCUGGGUGUGUGCCCCUUUUUAACAGCCGAGAACUUUGGCCCAGUGCACUCAAUCCGUGUCCCAAGUCUUCAGCAAGAGGAUUUGCUGCUGGUGUUAAUUUUAUUUUGUCGAGGCUGUUCAGUUUGGCUUCUCUGUAUCUAUUGACUGCCCUUUUUGAGCAAAAUGAAGGUGUUUUUAUAAAGCUUGGAUGCCAAUGAGAGUUAUUUUAUGGUAACCACCAUGCGAGGCGACUGGCUGCAUCCGGGAGAGGAGGGCGCCAGCCUCUGCCCGGGGGCCUGAGCUGCCCGCCGCCUCCUGGGGCCCGGCCACCAGCCCUGCAGCCGUCGCUCUCACGUUUAGGCUCAUCCGCCGUCUUUCCUCCAGUUACACUUCCCAUGACCUUUUGUGCAUCUGUAAAGGCGAAACAGAGAAACUCACGGCCUAAGAAACAGCUCUGUCCUCCAGCGCGCGUCCGUCGCCCCUUCCUCGGUCCUCCUCUCCUCCGCUGCCGUCUCAGCCCGUCCGCUCCGGCAGCCCCUUUGCAGAGCGGAUGCACUGAAUCCAGUCCUGACAGACGUUCUGGGGUCUUUUUAUUAAAUUGCAAACACUGUUAAAUACAAUUAAGGUGUACUGUGCUGCCUCUCGGCAAACCUGAUGAGCUCAGCAGUUCAUAGGCGCAGGUGAAAACAUUAUAAAUAGCGUUUCCUUCCAGUGGAACAGACGGGACACAAGACAGGAGAGCCUUUUAGCAAAGAGGGCAUGCUCACUAGUGGUUAGUAAGCUGUUGACUUUGUACAAAAGUUAAAAUAAAAAAGAGAAAAAAAAGGAGAAAUGAAAUUGUAUAUUUAAUGAACGACCAUGUACACUUUCCCCGGGAGGAGGUUGGCUUUCUGUCGGGCGGUCUGCAGUGGCCCUCACGGAUGUGGAUAUUCAUUGUGUGUAGUUUUCUUUCCGCCCCGGCCUUCGGUUCUGGAGCUCAUGCCAGCCGCGCGUCUAGUUUUGAGUGCAGUAAAAUAGAAUCAGCAAAUCACACUUAUUUUUCACCCUUUUCCAGUAUUUUUUUGUUUCUGUAGCAGCAGUGUACACCAACUCUUCCUGUAUAUUGCCUUUUUGCUGGAAAAUGUUGUAUGUUGAAUAAAAUUUUCUAUAAAAUGA